UGCUUUACCUGGAAAAUUACAGAGUGGUGGAUGCUUUCCAUACAAUUACGAAAUUGAUUUCCAUUUGAGAUGGAUUCAACUCGGAGUGGCGAUCGCCCAGUCCUCCCGCUGAUUCAUUGAUAGACAGGCGGACUGCUCUAUUUCUUUCAUCCGGCAGCACUUUAUGCCCUUAUUAAGCCAGUUUCCUCCAUGACCCUGACGAUGCCUGAGGAGAGUCCCGACUCCGGUAAAUACGUGGUUUACACCGUUACUUCGGACGACAGUAGCACGGAACUAGAGGACGGACAUGUGAAUUUCAAAGAUACCGAAAUGGACUCGCUUAACGGCAAACAAUCGCCAUCACACCGACCUCUGAGGUCGUACUCAUCAGAUUCAUCUAAAUGGAGUACAUACUGGUCAACAAGAGAAAAAUGUUGUUGUCUGUGGAAUAUAACAUUUAUUCUGGCCAUCGGAGCUCUUGUGUUUGUUGUGGUGUACGUAACGAAGCGAAGUGCCAAUAACGGUUCGUUUGAUGCAAACUACACCUGGAACCUCUCAGAAAUAUACGUUCCAAAUACGAUUUCAACCGAGGACUCCAAAUUAAGCAAGGUCUGCUACACACCAGAAUGUGUUCGCUUGUCAGCCGAAGUUCGCUCGCGGAUGAAUACAAGUGCUGAUCCGUGUGAGAAUUUCUACGAGUAUGCUUGUGGUGGAUACACCGUGCCGUUAACAUGGACGACUCCAAGAUAUCGCGAGGUACCCGAUGCUCUGACACAAUCUUAUAGGUCUAUGAUAAUAGAUAAAUUAUCUUCAAGAAUUCGAAGUUCAGAUAUGCCUGGUGUAAAGAUUGCAAAACAAGCUUUUCAAUCCUGUGUCAUGGCACCAAAAAGAAAUAUGCAGCAACACUUUGAAGACCUGAUUGACAGCUUAGAAGGAGAGCCAAUGGAAAUUAAUUUAGGACAUGGACAUUCACUGACCAGGCUGUUGGCCCAUGCUGUGAAAUAUUAUGGAGUAUCUCCAUUGUUUAAAGUCAUACGGUUCGAAAAUGAUAAAUUUGCUAUUAUAAACAGAUUUUCGGACCAAAGAAUUUUGGAUCUCUCCAGAAUAGGUCAAACGGUUUCAUCUUUCCGACAUCUCUCACCACGUGACUUUUAUUACCUAACUCCACGUGAUACGAAAAUUAUUGCUUACAGACAGUACGUCAGGAAUGUGGUAAAACUGGUGUUCGGGAAUGGUACCAGCAGUUUUUCUGUUGCCUACCUUAAAUUGACACUAAAUGAAGUGUUAGACUUUGAAAUGCGACUUAACAAGGCGAUGUUCGCACCGUCAACGGUUGGUUCACUUGGUGCCAUGUUGAACUGCACACAGCGAUAUACAAUAGGUGAACUUCAACGGUCUUCUGCUGGCUACAAGAUCGACUGGAGAACAUUCCUCAGCAUACUUCUGAACCGAAAUGUGACUGAUAAUUUUGCAGUUUGCUAUUCAGAUAUUUCAUAUGACGUCACAGAUAUACUUUAUGACACUCAAAUUAAUGUGAUAAAGAAUUUUAUAAAACUUCAGAUAAUAUUGAAUUCGGACAUAACAUUCGCAAAUCACAUUUUCAUCAAUCCAUUCCAAGAUGAAGAGCUAAGCUCAGUGAAACAUUCCACAAAAGAGACGAAAUGCGUCAUGUGUGUGCAAAAUGUUUUACCUUUAGGUUCUAUCUUCAAAUCAAAAGAGGACAUAUUCUUCAACAGAAAUUCAUCAUUCACUUUUUCCGAAUUGAAGAAAUCCCUGAUAAAAGUGAUUGAUGGUAUGUACUGGAUACCAUUUAAACAGAGAAGAACAUUCAUCUCGCAUGCCAACGAAGCCGGUAUUUUAUUCACAACUGAUAUGAGAUAUAAGAUUUAUGAUAAUUCUGUGUAUUCGUCAUUAUCCAAUAACACAGACUUUUACCAAAUCGUCUUUGGUGCUAUUAAGCGGAAACAUCAUUAUGAAAUGGAUGGAUACAUCAUUACACCACUAUUUACCAAUGCAGUGUCCUACUAUGAUGGUCUGAGACAAAAUAUUGUUUUAUCACCUAUAGCGGACAGAGAGCCUGUAUUUUACCACUUUGCGUCCAAUGCUCUCCUAUUCGGCUCAACGGGGGCUUUUAUAGCGCAAAUUCUAGCCAGGGUAUUCGAUAUUGAUGUUAUUCUCUCGCAUUAUCUAAAUGGCUUAAUAGAACAAGAAGUUGUAUUCACAUUUGCUCAUCACUUCCAAUGUCUCGUCGAAACGUUUACGAAAUAUACGAUCACAGACCUUAGCGGAAAAGUACACCAGGCAAAUGGAGCUCUAACGAAAGGGGAGAAUUUUAGGGAUAUGUUGGCCUUACAGGUAGCAUAUAACGCCUUUCAAUCAAAUAUUAACUGGAAAGACAAACAUCGGCUUCCAGCAUUACAACUAACAGAGAAACAAUUAUUUUUCGUGGCCUUUACACAGACAUUUUGUGAAAGAGUAAGCCCAAGAGGUAUAGAGAUUUUUUACUUAAAGAGUGACAAAACAGUCACGCUACCGAGACAUUUACGGGUAAAGGGAAUGUUAUCGAAUUUUGAGCACUUUUCUAAAGAUUUCAACUGCCGGAUUGGGUCUUCUAUGAAUCCUGUAGAUAGAUGUGUUCUGUUUUAAACGAAACGAAAACCACUCGUGUAUCUACAGACAGACAGACAGACAAACACAUUACUGCAGCAAUAUCAAUAUUCCUUUCUCUGACGUCAUGGUCAAAAUGAUAUUGUUCCGGAACUGAAAUUAUCUCCAAUAGUACAAAGAUACUUAGGAACGUAUUUACCAAGAUAUUGCAAAAAUGGCAUUCCUUCCAUUUCUUGUGUGAUAAUUUUAACAGAAGUACAUGUAAUAGAUUAUGCAAGAUAUAUGAGGUUUCUUAUUAACCAAAC
Messenger RNA from Ostrea edulis (European flat oyster), 2891 nucleotides. RefSeq names its product neprilysin-11-like. Gene Ontology annotation, cellular component: plasma membrane. Gene Ontology annotation, molecular function: metalloendopeptidase activity. The record is from RefSeq and is a predicted model, not a curated record. Lineage: Eukaryota; Metazoa; Mollusca; Bivalvia; Ostreida; Ostreidae. Bases 190 to 2625 code for a protein of 811 amino acids. The transcript has 15 exons. Gene Ontology annotation, biological process: protein processing.